Molecule: messenger RNA, 1405 nt
Organism: Gossypium raimondii (Peruvian cotton)
Lineage: Eukaryota; Viridiplantae; Streptophyta; Magnoliopsida; Malvales; Malvaceae
Product: actin
Exons: 5
Coding region: 136-1269 (377 amino acids)
Cellular component (GO): cytoplasm
Source: RefSeq, a predicted model, not a curated record
AACGGCUCACAUUCACUCUCAUCCCCUUUAUAAACUCCCCUUCCUCUCCUCUCUUCCCUCGUCGUCUGCUUCUCGCUUUAAUCCUCGCUUUUCUCCGCCAUCAACCACUUCCUCGUUUUCUCAAGGUUGUAGAAGAUGGCAGAGGGCGAGGAUAUCCAACCCCUUGUUUGCGACAAUGGAACAGGAAUGGUUAAGGCUGGAUUUGCUGGGGAUGAUGCACCACGAGCUGUGUUUCCUAGCAUCGUCGGUCGGCCUCGGCACACCGGUGUAAUGGUUGGUAUGGGCCAAAAAGAUGCAUAUGUUGGUGAUGAAGCUCAAUCAAAAAGAGGUAUUUUGACGUUGAAAUACCCUAUUGAACAUGGUAUUGUUAACAACUGGGAUGAUAUGGAAAAGAUUUGGCAUCAUACUUUUUACAACGAGCUUCGUGUUGCUCCGGAAGAACACCCCAUUUUACUUACCGAAGCCCCUCUUAACCCUAAAGCAAAUCGUGAGAAGAUGACCCAAAUUAUGUUUGAGACCUUCAACGCACCUGCUAUGUAUGUCGCCAUUCAGGCCGUGCUCUCUCUUUAUGCCAGUGGUCGUACCACCGGUAUUGUGUUGGAUUCUGGAGAUGGUGUUAGCCACACGGUCCCUAUAUACGAGGGUUAUGCCCUCCCGCAUGCUAUUCUUCGUAUCGACUUGGCUGGCCGUGACCUCACCGAUAACCUUAUGAAAAUUUUGACCGAGCGUGGAUAUUCAUUCACAACCACAGCCGAGCGGGAAAUCGUGAGGGACGUGAAGGAAAAGCUAUCAUACAUUGCUCUGGAUUUCGAGCAGGAAUUAGAGACCUCUAAAACAAACUCAUCGGUAGAGAAGACUUACGAGUUACCCGAUGGUCAGAUUAUUACCAUCGGGGCCGAGCGUUUUAGAUGCCCUGAAGUGCUUUUCCAACCAUCGAUGAUCGGUAUGGAAGCUGCAGGCAUCCACGAGACAACUUAUAACUCGAUAAUGAAAUGUGACGUCGAUAUUAGGAAAGACUUGUACGGUAACAUUGUACUCAGUGGUGGUACAACUAUGUUCCCCGGUAUCGCUGAUAGAAUGACCAAGGAGAUCUCGGCUUUAGCUCCUAGCAGCAUGAAGAUUAAGGUUGUUGCUCCACCUGAGAGGAAGUAUAGUGUCUGGAUUGGCGGUUCGAUCUUGGCUUCCCUUAGCACAUUCCAACAAAUGUGGAUCGCCAAGGCAGAGUACGAUGAAUCGGGUCCAUCAAUUGUCCACAGGAAAUGCUUCUAAAUGUUUUUCGACAUGAGCUUUGUUCUAUCAACAUAUGUCGGAUAGAACGAUCAAACAUUAGAGAAAGAGAAUUGGAAUUUGUGUGGACCAAUUCUUUCCAUUCUUUUUAAUGAGAAGUUGGUGUUUUUACCAUCUA